Gregarina niphandrodes is the source of this 1587-nucleotide messenger RNA. RefSeq names its product protein kinase domain protein. The transcript is spliced from 4 exons. Gene Ontology annotation, molecular function: calmodulin binding; calcium ion binding; calcium-dependent protein serine/threonine kinase activity. NCBI's taxonomy places the organism in Eukaryota, Apicomplexa, Conoidasida, Eugregarinorida, Gregarinidae. The coding region runs from base 1 to 1587 and encodes 528 amino acids. Gene Ontology annotation, biological process: peptidyl-serine phosphorylation; protein autophosphorylation; intracellular signal transduction. Gene Ontology annotation, cellular component: nucleus; cytoplasm. The record is from RefSeq and is a predicted model, not a curated record.
AUGAAAUGUUUCCCCUGGUCAUUCCACAAGGACACCAAUAACGUAUCGCUCAAGAAUGAGGCGUGCGAGGUGGCUUACGCAGCGGAACUCCCGCCGCCCAGGCUCUUUGACUUGCGGGGGCGCAUGGUGGUGAAGUUGCUGAACGCCGCGAACGCGGGCCUCGUGAUCCAAACGAUCGGACGUGUGCAGAGGGGCGACGUGUCUUCCAUGUACCGUGUGGAAGGCCUGCUUUUGGGCAGCGGCCGCUCGGCGCAGGUGCGUCUGGCGACGCACCGCAUGACCGGGAAACGGGUCGCCAUGAAAUCGUUCUUAAAGCGGACGGGAAAGGUGAACUACAUGCGGAAUGAGGCACAGGUCGCGCUCCGCCUGGACCACCCGCACGUGGCCCGGCUGCUGGAGGUGUGGGAAGACAACUUUGCGGUGCAUUUCAUUAUCGAGUAUUGUCCGGACGGGGACUUGCUGCAGUGGAUCCGGCGCCGCUUCAGAGGCGCCAAGCUGACUGCGGAAUUCUACCGGGAGAACGAGCAGAUUUCCCGCGCCCUGAUCACCCAAAUUCUGCGAGUGGUCGGCCACCUGCACCACGAGCAGCUGGUGAGCAGGGACAUCAAGGCGGACCACUUUCUGAUCGAUGGCAUCCCCAAACUAAAGCUCAUUGACUUGGGACUCGCUCGCUCCUUCAGCUACGAGUCCCGGCCGAUGAAGGCGGCCUGCGGAUCGUUGCCGUACGUCGCGCCGGAGGUCUUGCUCGGCAACUACACCUCGCAGUGCGACCUCUGGAGUGUAGGCUGCAUCAUGUAUAUGCUGCUUACCGGAGACCCCCCCUUCCACGGCUCAGAGUCGGAAAUCGCAAACAAGAUUCUCGCCAGUGAUUUCCACGUGCAACUGCCACCAACCUGCGCUGCCGCUCUUUCAUCCGAAUGCAAGGACCUACUACAGCGCCUCCUGACCCAGAACCCGAACGACAGAAUAGACGCUGAAUCAGCAUACCGACACGUGAGCAACAUACAUCCACCGUUACAGCCCACCGUACUGAGCUUGAGCCCCGGGAAUGCGGUCCCUGCCUUGCGGAGGGUGCCAAACCAAAAGUUCUUCCGGAAAGUAGUGUUGAGUUUGAUGGCCUUCGGUCUUUCCACUGACGAGAUGUGGGAUCUUGACACCCUUUUCUCAUAUGCGGACCAUGGCGGUACAGGGGUCCUUACACCUGCGGAUCUGGAAAGUUUGUUGACUCGGAUUGAUCCUACACUAUCGCGAGCCGAGGCGGGUAAAAUUGCAGAGGCUAUGGAUAUAUUUGAUCGGGGUGGCAUCUAUUUCAAUGAUUUCAUUUGUUGUUUCCUUGGGUCUGUUAUACCGUUGGACGAUGGUCAUCUAAGAACCACAUUCUGGAAGUUCGAUCGUUCACGAACAGGCCAGGUGAGUGUGGAAAAUAUGCGGCAGGUGCUUGGCACCUUAUAUUCCGACCGUGUGUUGGAAAAGUUCCUUCGAGAGAGCGACCGUGAUGGAGACAAGUAUAUUGAUUUCGAUGAGUUUAGGUGGAUAGCUAAAGACGAGCCUCCGGUGGAGUCCACUGAAUCUGACAAAUCAUCAUAA